This is a messenger RNA of Orycteropus afer afer, 1368 nucleotides long. RefSeq names its product G protein-coupled receptor 39 (gene GPR39). The transcript has 2 exons. Gene Ontology annotation, biological process: G protein-coupled receptor signaling pathway. The record is from RefSeq and is a predicted model, not a curated record. Gene Ontology annotation, molecular function: G protein-coupled receptor activity. Gene Ontology annotation, cellular component: membrane. NCBI's taxonomy places the organism in Eukaryota, Metazoa, Chordata, Mammalia, Tubulidentata, Orycteropodidae. The coding region runs from base 1 to 1368 and encodes 455 amino acids.
AUGGCUUCACCCAGUGGCCCCAGGAAUGACUGCUCCCAUGUUAUCGAUCACAGCCACGUUCCAGCUUUUGAAGUGGCCACCUGGAUCAAAAUCAUCCUCAUCGUGGUGUAUCUGCUCAUCUUUGUGGUGGGCAUCCUAGGGAACAGCAUAACCAUCCGGGUGACCCAGGUGCUGCAGAAGAAAGGCUACUUACAGAAAGAGGUCACGGAUCAUAUGGUGAGCCUGGCUUGCUCCGAUAUCUUGGUCUUUCUCAUUGGCAUGCCCAUGGAAUUCUACAGCAUCAUCUGGAACCCAUUGACUACACCCAGCUAUGCCCUGUCCUGUAAGCUUCACACGUUCCUGUUCGAGACCUGUAGCUAUGCCACACUGCUGCACGUCCUGACACUGAGCUUUGAGCGCUAUGUUGCCAUUUGCCACCCGUUCAGGUAUAAGGCUGUAUCAGGGCCCUGCCAGGUGAAGUUGCUGAUUGGCUUCGUCUGGGUCACCUCUGCCCUGGUGGCAUUGCCUUUGCUUUUUGCCAUGGGUAUUGAGUACCCCCUGGUGACUGUGCCAAGUCACCGGGGUCUCACUUGUAACCGUACCCUCACUCGCCACCAUGAGCAGCCUGAGACCUCCAACAUGUCCAUCUGUACCAACCUCUCCAGCCGCUGGCCUGUGUAUCAGUCCAGCAUCUUCAGUGCCUUCAUCAUCUACCUUGUGGUCCUGGUCUCUGUGGCCUUCAUGUGCUGGAACAUGAUGCAGGUGCUCAAGAGAAGCAAAGAGGGCACAGUGGCUGGGAAGGGGCGGCAGACACAGCUGAGGAAGUCAGAAAGUGAGGAAAGCAGGACGGCCAGGAGGCAGAUCAUCAUCUUUCUGAGGCUGAUCGUGGUGACGUUAGCUGUGUGCUGGAUGCCAAACCAGAUUCGCAGGAUCCUGGCCGCGGCCAAACCCAAGCACGACUGGACCAAAGUCUAUUUCCGGACGUACAUGAUCCUGCUGCCCUUCUCAGACAUCUUCUUCUACCUUAGCUCUGUGGUCAACCCACUUCUGUACAAUGUAUCCUCACAGCAGUUCCGCAGCGUGUUCUGGCAGGUGCUGUGCUGUCACCUGACACUGCAGCACGCCAACCAAGAGAAGCAGCUGCGCACCUCGGCACAGAGUGCCCGCUCCGUCCGCCCACUGAUCUUCACGUCUUCCUGGCGCUAUUCAUCUGCAAGGAGAACUAACAAGAUUUUCUUGAGCACUUUUCAGAGUGAGGCCAAGGUGGACUCUAAGCCUGCACAACGGAGUCUCAAUUCGCUAGAGCCCAACUCAGAGAUGAAACUAGUGAUGGAUACUGCUGGAGCCAAUUCUACUGCAGAGAGUGGUCUCCAGGAGCUGGAAGUGUGA